CGACGCUCGUCACUCCAGUCCUGUGUCCUGCCUGCUCUUGCUCAUUUGGGAAAGGGAGAUAUUCAGGCAUAACAAGUUAUUUUGAGUUAUGUGAAGUAUAAUUAUGGUCCAUGAUUGCAGAAUAUAAACAAAUUGUUUCUAUAAUUUGAAAUCUUUAUUCUUUAUGCAAUUAAUAAACAAUUGCAGAAAUGUCUGUAUUCUUUGUAAAUACAAAUCAAGAUAGUGAGGUGGAAGCCGAUUCCAAUGGAGACCUUCAAAUUGCAUCACCAGGAAAUUCUGAGGCCCAACAAGCAUUGGUUCACUUCUGGCCAAAAGUUAUGGAGGAGAUAAAAAAUAUCACAACCAUGGAUUUGAAGACACAGUCCUUGCCACUGGCAAGGAUAAAGAAAAUCAUGAAGCUAGACGGAGACGUGAAAAUGAUAAGUGCAGAAGCACCUAUGCUCUUUGCUAAAGCCGCAGAGAUUUUUAUACACGAAUUGACUCUUAGAGCAUGGGUACACACAGAGGACAAUAAAAGACGAACCCUUCAACGAAAUGACAUCGCAAUGGCGGUUACAAAAUAUGACCAAUUCGACUUUCUCAUAGAUAUAGUACCUAGGGACGAGAUAAAGCAAAGUAAGGCGCAGAACGAGGCUACCAUGCGCACAUCCAUGAACUCGGAUCAAGUCCAUUAUUAUUUCCACUUGGCACAGCAGCAAGCUUCGGCAAAUCAAACUGUGCAGAACAACAGUACUACGCAACAACAACAACAACUACAGAUUGUUCAGCCUUCUAGCGGACAAAUACAAAUACAAACAAUCAGUAGCCCGGUAGAACAGGAGGCCACCAGCACGAAUAGCACAGCACAGACGGUUACGGUUCAAAGUCCACAGCAAUCCUCCAAUCAACAAAUUAUUCAAUUACAACAAACGCAACAAACGCCCACUACCCAAACUACUGGAGGAAUACAAAUUGUUCAGCAGAUAGUCACUCCUAGCGGCGAAAUUCAGCAGAUACCUAUUCAGUUGACUCCUCAGCAGUUGCAGAUGAUUCGUAUGCAAGUGCAGGGUGGAAGCAAUCAACCAAUAAUAAUACAGACUGCACCGAUUCAAACCAAUUGUGUGUUGUAUCCUACUACAAAUUAAAAGAACUUGUAAAAAAGUAUGUCAAAAAUGUUUCAUUCGUAUAAAAUAAAUUGGAAAUUAAUCCCCAAUUAA
Messenger RNA from Ooceraea biroi (clonal raider ant), 1196 nucleotides. It is a transcript of the gene Nf-YC, whose product is annotated as nuclear factor Y-box C. Gene Ontology annotation, biological process: regulation of transcription by RNA polymerase II. NCBI's taxonomy places the organism in Eukaryota, Metazoa, Arthropoda, Insecta, Hymenoptera, Formicidae. The record is from RefSeq and is a predicted model, not a curated record. Gene Ontology annotation, molecular function: DNA-binding transcription activator activity, RNA polymerase II-specific; RNA polymerase II cis-regulatory region sequence-specific DNA binding; protein heterodimerization activity. Gene Ontology annotation, cellular component: nucleus; CCAAT-binding factor complex.